GUUCAGUUGACCCAAGGAGCGUCAGUUUUUUUAUGACAGUUCGCGAAGCUUUUGUCAAACAUUUUGUAAUAUUUGUUAUAUGCACUUUGAUAAAUAAAAAUUGUAUCGGUUUUUUUCUGACGAAAACAAGGUAAUUUGGGCUUACUGUGGUCGGCAAUAUAAUACAAAGGUUAAGGCUUAUAAUUUUUUCUUUUAAAGCUUUUUGGCUUUUCUCAGGUGAUAGAAAAUAAUUUUAUUUGCAACUAUUAACACUUAUUUCUCCCCAAGAUGCAGUCACAGCUAGAAGCAGCCUUAUUAGGCCAUUCUUCUAGCGUUACAAACCCUAAUGCCGAAGAAGACGAAAUUAAUUCGGUUGCGCACGAAGAAGAAACUGAAGUCGAAGAUUUUAUUGAUGAGGUCUUUGCGUUUUGUAUUUGUAGCUUUUAUUUUGUAGCUGCACGUUGCAUGAAACUUUAACUUUGUUUUAAUUUGUAAGUUGGACAACAAUAUUUUAUUUGAUUUAUGUUUUUCUUGAGUAGCUUUUUGCUUUGUUUUUAUUUACCACUGUGUAUUAACCCGCUGGUUAUUUUAAAGGAGGUUGAGGGUGAAGUGCCUAGCAAACAGGUGAAACAAAAUGCUACCACAAAUAACCGAACAGUUACCCUGCAGAUGCUUUUAUCGGCUGGGAUUCUAGAUCCAGGGCCUGGUUAUAUGACCAUUGAAUAUUUAGGUCAAAGAUUUGCAGGUGAUCUGCUGGAAGAUGGAAAAAUAAGAAGCCAAGAAACUGAUAUAGUAUUUGCUUCUCCCAGUGCUUGGGCCAUAGCUUGUAAACGGUUUAUAAACCCAGAUAAAAAAUCUGGGUGUGGUUGGGCUUCAGUGAAAUACAGGGGAAGAAAAUUGGAUGCCUACAAAAACGUUUGGUACAAAAAGAAGAAGGAAGACGAAAAACUUGAAAAAGAAGGGUUGAAUUUAGAACAGCUGCUGCAGAAAAAUAUGGCGAAUACAAUGAUGUAUCAAAGAAUUGUAGUUAAACAUAACACAAUUGCUAAUAGAACUUUAACACAUGACGCCAACACUAUGGUAGAAUGUGUGCCUUUUUCUAAUUUGGGCAAAAUACAACCAUUUUUGGUUUCUCUAAACACUAAUGCUGCUUUAUUGAUGGAUUUUCAUUGCCAUUUAAUGAAAUCUGAAGUUUCUGGUUACUUGGCAGGUCAUUGGGACGUUAAUGCACACAAUUUGCAAAUAACCCAUGCCUUCCCAUGCAGAAACGGAAAAUCAGACAGGGAAAACGCCGCGAACGUGGAGGCAGAAAUAGCUAAAGAAAUCGAAAAGGAAAAAUUAACUUUGGUGGGUUGGUACCACUCGCACCCGUUCGCUGCCGCAGCACCCACCCUGCGCGACGUCGAUGCGCAGUUGGACUACCAAAUCAGGAUGAAAGGCACAUCUGAUAAUAGCUAUACACCGUGUAUAGGGAUUAUACUUUCGCCCUAUAACUAUGAAAACACCUCUUUGGAAUCGAGUAUCAUAGCUUAUUGGGUGAUUCCGCCGCCGGAGGCAAAGCCAAAUGAAUACGGCCGCCCAAUGCUCAUGUCGUACAGCGUCUUACAAGACUCUCUACUCAACAACCACAUUAAAGAGGAGAUGAAAAAAUGCGUGGAAUAUCAUCGAAAAGACCCGGAAUGCAUAAACUUCUCCGAGCGUUUUGUUAGCACGACCCUUUACAUCGACAAGCUAAAAAGCACGUUGAUCUCGAAAUUCCCGCGGGACGAGAGCGAGACCGUCUUCUGGAGGUUUAUAAGGGAAAUUUUAAAUUGCAACAUAGAAGAGAAGGAAUCCCUGUUGUCCAUACCGAGCGUGAGCAAGUCCAGUUUGCUCCCAACACUAACGCCGCCUGUUAGUUUGAGCUCCAACUUCAGUUCGAUGCUACCUUCGGACAUAUCCACUCUCCUAUUCAACUCCGGCAAGUUUCCCAGUGCCAGCAGCAUGUUGGGUCUGCCGGACCCAAUGGCGCACAGCACUCUAGCCGCCAAUAACAUGUUCUUGUCGACGAAUUUGUUCAAAAUGCAGGAACUGCUUAAACCUCUGUCUGCCAGUAGUCCUUUACCCAAAUCUAAAGAGCACAAACAAUCUUCUCCUCUCAAGAUUCCCACCGACCUGAAAAGCAUUAAGAACGAUUUUUCCAUGGACUUGAUGAAUUUGAAGAACAAAAUGGAGAUAUCCGUUUCGGAGUUAAACCUAUCCAAGAUCCAAAGCAAAAGUUUUGACUACAGUUUAUCCAGCACCAAGACCAGCAAGGACUCAAGCAAAGACUACAUCGACUACAGCAUGCCAAGCACUAAAACCAAGGAGUCACAGAAAGAUGUUUCUGACUACAGCGCUUCUAGUCUCGAUUCAUCAAAGCAAGAAUUCUCACUACCGGAUUAUAGCGCCUCAAAAACACCCACAGAUUUUUCUCUAAAUCUGAGCAGCAAACCGACAGAUUUCAGCGAAAAACCCGCCAAAAUACCAAAAAUGGAUUACUCCACUUUGGAUCUAAGUCUCAGUAAAGACCUGACCACCUUAAGGGAUCUUUCCUCUUCUGCAGAUUUAUCUGCCAAAGAUUUUAGCAUGCCCAAAGAUGUCAAUGUCAGUAAAAUUGAAGCCACUGAUUUGUCAAAUGCUCUUUCCGUAGCUUCGGAUUUAAGUUUGGCCAAUUCCGAGGAUGCUCCCCUUAAUUUAGCUGGCUGAAUUAAAAAUAAAAUGUAUUUGUAAAUAAAUAUAAUAGGCAGUUUUGUAUUUAAUUAUUAAGUUAAAAUGGGGUAAAGUUACUUUGUUUUUGUGAUAUUUUUUAAAGAAAGGAAUACCUAAAUCUUAUUUAAUGAUUUUUACAAUUUUACAAUCUAAAGAAUCACAUAUUUAAAAAACUUACAGAUAGUUAUGGUUAAAAAUACAUUUCUUUGUAAUA
This is a messenger RNA of Brassicogethes aeneus, 2923 nucleotides long. Lineage: Eukaryota; Metazoa; Arthropoda; Insecta; Coleoptera; Nitidulidae. The record is from the annotation of a GenBank genome assembly.